Anopheles gambiae (African malaria mosquito) is the source of this 8618-nucleotide messenger RNA. It is a transcript of the gene hob, whose product is annotated as protein hobbit. Bases 234 to 7463 code for a protein of 2409 amino acids. Lineage: Eukaryota; Metazoa; Arthropoda; Insecta; Diptera; Culicidae. The record is from RefSeq and is a predicted model, not a curated record. The transcript is spliced from 7 exons.
CGAUACACAGCUGUGUGCGUGCGUGUCCGGGAAUGGGCCAUCGAAAAAGUGACAUUUGGGAAGAAGACGACGAGUAAAAAAACACAUCACUUCUGUCAAACAGUUGCUCAGCGUAUCGAUAGGAGGAAAACAAUAUUUCUCCGCUACGGGGAAAGGGAAAAAGUUAAUUAAUCCAUUCACUAUUUAGUGCUUGUGUGUCUCGCCCCGGGGGGUGAGGGCAAUGGUGCAGCACCAUGAUCAACUUUGUUUAUACGAUAAUCUUCACUUUGGUCAUAUAUCUAGUGUUAACAUGGCUGAUACCAAAGCUGAUUGGCUUCGUGAUGAAAAAGGUGUACAACGCCGAGAUCAACAUCGGUCGGUUCAGCCUACCCUUCUCGGUGCGCGACAUCACCGUGUCCAAGAACGGCUUCUCGGUGCAGAUCGUUGAGCUGAGCGUGCAGAGCAGCUUCGUCAAUUCCGACGUGUCGAAGCUGCUCUCCAUCAAUGUGCGCGACGUGCGCAUCAACAAGGACGUCAACAAGGGGCCGGCGGGUGGCAGCGGCAGCCCUACACCCUCCGGCAGCCCCACCGGACCCGGGGCUGGGAGUGAGUGGGGCGGCUUCGGUCAGCCGAAAGCGGCAGCGGACCCCCAGCGCAAACCGCUCGACUUUCGGGAGAAGAAAGUGCCGCCCAAUCUGCUCAUCUUUGCCCAGUUCAUGGCGGUGCACAUACACAACGUGUCGGUGGCCCUGCUAAACAGUGCCCAGGAGCCGGGCUGGCUGCUGCACGCCACGGCCAAGGAGCUGCAUCUGGACGGCAGCUUGGUGCACAGCACCAAGUCGCUGCUCGUGUCCGCCUCGCUCAGCGACGCGCAGGCGAAGGUGCUGCGGCACUGCAUUUCCACCCCAAAGCGGCUGGAGCGGUCGCGCAAAAUAUCCGACCUGCCGCAGCCCUGCCUGGCCGAGCUGUGCUUCGGCAUUGCGCUGGACGGGGUGCUGGUGGUCGAUACGCCAAUGUCGCUCGAGAAGCUUAGCCUCGCGAUGACCACGACGAAGGUGAUCCUGCACGGUGGGCUGUACGAGUUCAUCAAGGACGCUCAGGCGCAGAAGCGCCGGCAGCAGCUGUACCACCGCCAGCACGGCACCGCCGACCCGGACCGCGAACCGGCAGAUCAUCCGUUCGAAGCCGGGCAGGGGGAAGAGUUCUCCCUGCACGAGUGGUACCAGCGGUUUGCGCCGAUCGUGCCGAAAAACUUUUUCGUCAAGAUCGAAAACACCACCAUCAGUGCGGUGCGCGAAAACUCGUCGAACGAUUUCUCCGCCACGCUGCAAAAGUUUGCGGUGUCGAGCAAGUUUAGCACCCCGCCGAGCGGCCCCCUCCCCGGCGAGCAUCAGCUGCCGCUGGUGUACGUGGGGAUGCAGCUGCAGCAGCUCGAGAUCGACACGCUGCACGAGAAGCUGCUGUUUCUGCAGCAGUUCAGCGUGGACGCGAAGCUGGAGGGCAGCCUGGUGAACAUCUACUCGAAGCUGUCCUCGUUCGUGCUGAUCUACAACCAUCGCGAGAUUUACGGGUGGAUCAGCAAAAAUUUCUUCACGGGCGAACGGGCCGGCAGCCGGAAGCAGCUGAACCCGGCCACCCUGAAGCUGCCCGGGCUGGUGGCUGCCCAGUGUCGCACGCGCCGCACACGCAACGCGGCCGGUGGUUCGAAGCUGCUGGAGGACUUUUUGAGGCGCAUUGUCGUGAAGGGUUGUGCCGAGCUGUGGGACGUAACGACCGUGUUUCGGUUCGGGCCGGCGCAGGUAUCGUCGAUGUGUUGCAACCACGCGAAGCUGCUGCUGGAGCAGUUUGCGGAAAAGCGCAGCAAGCCGUACGGGAAUCGCCUGCUGCACUUGCUGCUCGACCGGCGGCACUGGAGCGCCGAGCUGCUGAUCGAAUCGGUCUGGUGGUCGCUCAGCUCGAAUGUAUCGCACCGGGAGAAUGCGCAAAGCCUCAAGAAGGGCCACAUACGGGGCAGCCCGUUCUACGUGGCGAUGAGCCUGAUCAAGCUGAGCAGCUACGGCGACACGACCAAGCUGGACUUUUCCAUCCACACGUUCCGGGUGGAGUACAGCCCAACGCUGGCCGACUAUCUGGUGAACGCCAAGCGCUGCCUGGAGCAGUACCGCUCGUCGAGCGCGGGUACCAAGCAGCCGGCAGCCGCCCGGGACCAUCACCACACGCCACUGGCGGCGGCGGGCAGGGAGCGGCGCGGAUCGUUCGCCACGCUCGAUCUGCUGAUCAAUGCGCGCGUGACGGACAUAUCGGGCUUCUUCUUCAACCAGCACGACACCUGCAUGCUGGCCAACCUGAACGAGCUGACGGUGGGCAAAUCGGCCCAGAAACACUUCAUACGCUUCGACCGGUUCCAGAUGGAGAUUCUUGACUUCCGGCACAUCACGGGGUGCGAGUACGGGUCGGCCGAGCUGCAGAAUGUGUUCGCGAACGUGAAGGGUGUGCGGGUGGAGUACGUGGACGUGGAGGGUGCGCCGAAGGUGGACGUUUGGCUGCUGGAAGAUGCGAUCGUGAUGUGGAACACGAAUCUGCACAUGCACAUCGUGACGCUGCUGCAGGAGAUGCGACAGCUGAGGGAGCUGCUGAAAACGGACCCGACACAUUGCGAUCCAUCGCAGGAGCUGCCGGCCGGUGGUGGUGGGUCGAUGGAAGCGAAUGAACCGGAGCAGGCAGGCGGCGGGCGUAAGUCGUACCUGCGCAAAAUGAUCCUGGAGGUGUACGCGGAGGGCAGCGUGGAGGUGGGCAUCAAGAUUAGCGAGCGACACUCGAUGCAGGUGUUCGGGGAGAAUGCGCUCAUCCACCGGAGAGGCCAGUGGAUGCUGUCGAUCGAGAACAUUGUGAUCAAGAUCGACGAUCAGCACAUAUUCACGUUCAAGGACAUGGUGCUGGAAUCGCUCGAGCGGGUUGAGCUGCUCUGCCAGGAGCGGCAGAACUAUGACCACUUCCAGCUGGACUCGAACCGCGUCUGGGCGACCACGAUCGGCGGUGUUAAGGUCAUCUUCCCGUACGAGCACGAUUUCUAUGGAGCAAUAGUGAACGAGUUCGUUUCGAUUUACAAGUGGCUAAAGGUGGUGCACAACUACAAGAAAAAACCAUUUACUAUCAACAGCCCUUUGCCGAGCGAUAUGAUAAUACAGAUCAAAGAAUUUUUGCUGGAGAUGAGUGACGAUCCGUUCGAGGUGAAGCUGCGCGACAAUUAUGUCCUCCUCCUGGACGAGUACCACGAGAGCGUCAAGCGGAAGGAGCUGUUCGAUCAAAAGAUCGCCCAACUCUGCUCGGAACGACUAAUGCUCCCUCCCGGCACGCUCGAGGAGCUGAACGCGAACCUGAUCAAGAAAAACUCGGAAAUCUACAUCCAGCGGUCGAAAAAGAUCUCCGAAUCGGGCCCGCCCCGCACCCGGCUCAUUGCCUGGAUCAUGACCGAUCUGGAAAUAAUGGCCAUGGCCGAUCCCUCGCUGCACGGGGGCGAAAAUGCGGUCCGAUGGUUGCGCAUGCUCGACCCGGAAAGUCCCUGGCCGGACGAGGGCAUCGAGUUCGUGACGCUGUGGGUGCGCGCCGUCAACAUCGGGUGCAGCGAGUGGAAGUUUAUGCUGCGCGACUACCCGCAGCCAAUGUUUCACGUGAAAGCGAUGCACCUGUUCGGGACGCUGGCCGGGGCAGAGAUGGCACCGCCGCGCCGUGCCAAGCGGGACGUGGAGAUCGAGCUGGGCGAACCGUUCGGCACGCACACUGUGCAGCGCAGCAUGACGUCGAUCAAGUUCUAUCACGAUUUCAACUGGGAGCUGGACUAUCUGGCGUACGCGUUCGGCCCGUGCUGGGAGCCGGUGAUGGCGCAGUGCAACUUGAUGAUGGAGAAAAUUUCGGCCCCCUCACGGGACCCGAGUCCGCCGCUGCCGUUCUGGGACAAGAUGCGGUUGCUGAUGCACGGGCAGCUGUCGAUCAUAGCGAAGCAGUUUACGAUACUGCUGCACGCGUCGCUCGACCCGUACAACACGACGGAGGAGAUGGAGCUGACGUGGAACAACUGCGGCAUCAUGUACUCGAACGCACGGCUCAUGUUCAAGGGCGAUCUGAAUAUCUACGUACGAACGGCGUCGCGGUACGACGAUUGCCGGUUGCUGCAUCUGCCCAACCUGAAGCUCACGUUCAAGCUGAACUGGGUGUGUCUGGCGAACCCGAACGACCACCAUGCGGUCGUGCCGUGCGCCCCGGACAAGCUGCCCGAGUACAGCAGCAACCAGGUGCACGAUUCGUUCCGUGCGUUCCGCUCGCAGCAUCUCAACAUAUGGGUGUCGUUCGAGAUCAAGCAGAACGCCAUGUCGGACUACGACAUCCCGAACCUGGUGCUGUACGGCAGCACGCUGCGGUGGUUCGAGAGCUUGAAGCUGAUCCUGUCCGGCGUGACGCGCCCGACACGCCGCGGACCGGUGUUUAACAAUGUGCGCCCGAGAAAGAAGCAGCUCAGCCGGCACUAUCGCAAAGCGAACCUGCAGAUGAGCCUGCACCGGUUUCAGAUCUUCUACUGGAUGUCGCACGCACUGAACCGGGGCUUCCAGCUGAGCGGGGGCCGCAUCACGUUCAGCUCGGAGCACACGCUCACGCUGCUACCGAUCGACGACGGGUUGAUCCAUCGGCCGCGUGCCGACUGGUCGGUGAUGUACAUGAACUGCGAGCUGAACGAUGCGGAGAUUUGGUUGCGCACCACGCAAAUCAGCAACGAGCAGCAGCAGCAGCAGCGCACCGACACGAGCUCGGAAAGUCUCUCGAACGCGAGUGGCGACAUCUACCGGUAUUAUUUCCUGAGUGUGGCGCGAGUGUCGUACGGGCGGGAGGCGCUACUCUCCACCAAUGGCAACGAGCGGGAAAAGGACACGCCGACGCACAAGCUGGUCGUGUACGAUCUGAAGGGUGCCUGGACGAAGGAUAACCGUGACGUGGCGUUUGCGCUGUUCGAUUCGUUGGUGAAAAGCCAGAAGCUCAAGAAUAACCUCGCCACCGAAGCGCUCAAGUGCUUCCGCAAGGAGGGCGGAACGGCCGGGGGAGGUGGCGGCGCCGGCGGUUCGGCAGGAUCGUCCGGGGCGGGCGGUAGCGAUCUCGGGACGCCGUUUAAAUCGAGAAGCACCGGGCAGGAUCUGCACCAGGGCGGUGGCGGUGUGGCAGGGACGACGAGCGGCCAUCUUAGCGCGAAGGGAAAGGCGCAGCAGUCGAGCGAUAGUAUGGCGAUGCUGCAGCAGCUGAUACAGGAGGCGGACCACAAGCCGCUGGUGUACAGCGAUGACCAGUCGGCCCAGACGCGCCAGCAGCAGCUGAAGGGCCUGCAGGCGUACCAGGAGGGCGACGUGCUGCACUACAACUGGGCCAUCUCGCUCGUCAACUCGCAGGUGCUGCUGAAGGGCUGCGAAACGUCCGGGUACGUGAUACUGAGCGCGGCCAAGGCAGAGAUCCUGCAGCGCGUCCAUCGGCCGGUGUGGCGCGACCAUACGAUCGUGUCGAAAACGACCUGGGUCGGGUCGCUCGAGUGCAUGCAGUACUACGCGACGGUCAGCGCGAACGAGGGCGACUCGCACGAGAUGGCGGAAAUCAUGUGGCUGACGGUGGACAACAUCCAGGAGAAGGAUCGGGACGCACCGGUCAUCAUUAGCGAGCUGCCGGAUCUGCCGCAUCUGGUCGGCAGCGGGCAGAGCGUCGGCGGGGUCGUGUCAGAAACGGUCGGUGUGCUGGGCGAGAGCAGCUACACCAGCGGGCAGAAGCCGCCGAUCCAGCUGCAGCGAAUCGUGUCCCGGUGCAAGUGCGAGUUCUUCUACGUUAGCUACGGCGAUACGAGCAUCGAUCCGGGCACGAUCAGCGAGGUGCCGCCACCGCCGGUCGAGGAGUCGAUGAGCCCGUGGGAGAACCAGGACGAGCCGGUCGACGCGUUCACGCUGAUGCACCACGACCUGGACGUGUGCACCAACUCGCUGCAGUACGCGAUGAUUCUGGACAUUGUGAAUAAUCUGCUGCUGUACGUGGAGCCGCAGCGCAAGGAGGCGCUGGAGCAGCUGGCGCGGAUGCGCUUCCAGCUGCAGCUGUACAGCAGCGAGGACCAGAAGCGCCCGAUCCAGCACCUGCAGACGGAGAUCCGCAGCUUGAUGUCGCGCAUCCGGCUGCUCGAGAAGGACAUCCACUUCAUCACGAAGGCGCGGCUCGAGGAGGGCGACUCGGAGGAGCUGCGGGCGGAGUAUGCCGAGGUGCACCACGAAAUCCUGAUGUGCAAGGAGUCGCUGAUGACAAAGAGCGACGAGCUGGACAUGAUGCUGUCGUGCUACAAUGAGGCGCAACUGUCCGCCUCGACCCGGUUGGCCACCUUCCGGAAGGACAAACCGGUCACGAUCGUGCGGGCGAACGAGAUCUGCUUCAAGCACGCGCAGUGGCGCCUGACCGAGGCGGACGGACAGAUCGGUAUCGCCGAUCUGAUACUGAGCAACUUUCUCUACACGAAAAACUCCAAAAGCGACGACUCGGUCGACCAUCUGCUCGAGCUGGGGUACAUCCGGAUCAGCAACUUGAUACCGCGCGACAGCUACACCGAGGUGCUGUGCCCGACCGAGAUCCAGCGCGACAUGCCGGUCGAGCACAAGCGCGUGCUGCGCGUGUUUUGCCGCGAGAAGCCCCCGGUCGGGGGCAUCUCGGUGAAGGAACACUUUGAGAUCAACGUCGUGCCGAUAACGAUACAGAUUUCGAAGAAGUUUUACAACACGAUGCUCAAGUUCUGCUUCCCCGACCGGGACGAGGCGGAUGCGGCCGACGAGCUGGACGGCGAUGGGAGCGGAUCAGUCGCCAGUACGAGCACGGUCGGUGCGAGGGGCGGUGUGCGCAAGACGAACUCGGCCUCGCUCGCUAGUGGAGGGGAUGGUGGCGUUGCUAGCGCUGCUGCUGGCGGCACUGGGUCGGCUUCCUCGAGCAGCUCCGUUUCGACGGCCGGCGGGUCGAAGGGUUCGUCCGGUGGUGGUAAGAAAGCGUCCAAGGAUAGCAACUUCUACGUGCGCAUUCAGGACGAUGUGGAGAAGAUGAAGGAGCGGGCCGAGAAGAACAAGCUGUUCAUUUACAUCAAGAUCCCGGAGGUGCCGGUGAAGGUGAGCUACAAGGGCAAUAAGGAGAAAAACUUUGAGGACAUCACGGACCUGGCGCUGCUGAUACCGACGCUCGAGUAUCACAACGUGACGUGGACGUGGCUCGAUUUGCUGCUCGCGAUGAAGUCGGACAGUCGGCGUGUGCUGCUAUCGCAGGCAAUAAAACAAAAGUUGAAACUGAAAAAAGCACUCGUUGACGAGCAACCAUCGCCGCAGGAAGAGGACAAGGCCAAGAUGCUGUUCGGCAAUCGACAUGCGCGUGCUCGGAAUAAGCCGGAAAACAAAAGCCUUCGGAAAGGUGUAUUUAAGUUCUCCAAGUCUUAAGGACGGCAUCACACAUCACCGGCUGCGACUGGCUGACGAUGGGGAACGCGUAAAAAGGGUUUAAAUUAAGCAAAAAAGAAAGCCCCAGGCGCUUCCAGAAUGGAAUAAUUUCAGGGUAUUUCUUUUAGCGGUUAGACAGCGAGAGAGCGAGAGAUCGUGAAGUGAUUCUCUAAUAUCAUGUAAUCCCAUUUUUACAACUACAGUUCAGAAAUAGGUUUUAGCUGGAAGAAUGCAAUCCUCUAAAGCAAUCCCGUUUUUGCCCGUUUAAUCAACUCUUCUGCGCAUUCUCUUACCUAUAUGAAAUAGUUUUAAAACAGUAUCCAAAGGGUUUUGCUUCGGUUAUUGGGAGCGAGGUAGAAAGGAUAGAUUUUCUGUUCCUAAAAACUUCCCAAAAGCAGCGUGUAGAGUAUGACCGACCGUUCAUGAUGGUAUGACCAAAAACAAAACAGGCGUGAGUGAGGAUGGAAAUAGGGCAAACUAUUUUUGCUUAUCCAGUUAGCGUUUAAAGAGAUUUAUUUACAUUGCAAUGAUAAUGUAAGACACACGUGUGCAAUUUUGGGGCUAUAUACUGUCCCGACUGUCGCAUUUUUCGCUUCCUCCCCCCCCCCCCCCCAUCCUUACUUCCUACGUAUUUAUAUGUUUGUAUUGUGUCUGUGUGUGUGGUUGUGUGUUUCCAGAGAUUAGGUUUUAAGAGUGAAAGAGAUUCCAUGAGUUUCAGUCUAUAGAGUCAGCAAUUUCUGUAUUAUUUAUGCAAAGAGUAUUUUUCUUAAGGAGUGUAUUGUGUUUUUUACGCUUUGGUUUUGUGUUUGUUUUUUUUUACCUCAUGUCAGAAAGAUUAUCUACUACAAAUAAUGUGCUUCUGAGGGUUCUGUGUUGAAACCAUAUCGUGCUUUGUUACCGUUUGGGUAUAUCGAGUGGAGUUAGAAGCAGUUGGAAGUGCAUACGAAUUGGAAAGCAUACAAUCAAAGUGAGAUUGGAGCGGUGGUUAUUAUAGGAAAGGUUAGCUUUAGAAACGGUUAUUUUGUGCAGGCAAUAUGUUAGCCGGUUUUGAGCGAAACAUCACAGCAAAGGUCGAGGUCCACUGGUGUGUAUGCUGACUGUUUUUGACUGUUGUUAGGGCGUUAAAAAGGUACUAAAAUUUACCAUAUACCAAAA